ACACACACACACACACACUCCCUCUCUCUCUCUCUCUCUCUCUCUCUCUCUCUCUCUCUGUAGGCGCGUCAACAGCUCGCGUGUGUGUCGCGGCGUCGCUCAGGAACUCAACAGGAGCCCGACCUUGACAGACUGAGAGACCGUCCUCCUCAUCCUCAUCCUCGGCGCGAGGUCCAGUUCAGCUCGCGUGAAGCUCAGCUGGUACUUCCUGGGGUGUAAGGGACUGCUGCUGUCACGAUGGACGCCCAAUCACAAGGCCAGCAGCCUCCAGUGUUUCAGCCACAGAAAAUCCAACAGGAUAUGGGCUAUAACAAUUUAGCCAAUUUUCACAUUGAAAAAAAGAUUGGAAGAGGACAGUUCAGCGAGGUUUAUCGAGCUACAUACAUGCUAGAUCAUACACCAGUAGCUUUGAAAAAAGUGCAGAUAUUCGACUUGAUGGAUGCCAAAGCUCGGCAAGAUUGCAUCAAAGAAAUAGAUCUCCUGAAGCAAUUGAACCACCCCAAUGUAAUUAAAUACCACGCAUCAUUCAUUGAAGAGAACGAGUUAAAUAUAGUACUGGAACUCGCAGACGCCGGGGACCUCUCACAAAUGAUAAAGCAUUUCAAGAAACAAAAACGGCUGAUUCCUGAGAAGACAGUAUGGAAGUACUUUGUUCAGCUAUGUAGCGCACUGGAGCACAUGCACUCCCGCCGUGUCAUGCACAGAGACAUUAAACCUGCCAACGUCUUCAUCACAGCCACUGGAGUGGUGAAACUGGGCGACUUAGGCUUGGGACGUUUCUUCAGUUCCAAAACAACUGCAGCUCAUUCUCUAGUGGGUACCCCAUAUUACAUGUCUCCCGAGCGAAUACACGAAAACGGAUAUAACUUCAAAUCUGACAUCUGGUCGCUAGGCUGCCUGCUCUAUGAGAUGGCCGCCUUGCAGAGUCCAUUCUAUGGGGACAAAAUGAACCUCUACUCGCUGUGUAAAAAGAUUGAGCAGUGUGACUACCCACCACUGCCAUCUGACCAUUACUCUGAAGAGCUGAGAAAACUGGUAGAUAUGUGCAUCAACCCAGACCCAGAGAAAAGGCCCGACAUCACCUACGUAUAUGACGUCGCCAAACACAUGCACGCCUUGACGAUCGCAAACUGAGUCUGCUACCCGAUUCCUCUUGCUUCUACUUUUAAGACCUUCGUCUGGCCCACAAAUGUCAUUUAAAGCUUGUUUUGCUCCAUCGUAAUGCAACCUGACAGCUUUCAGUACAAAAAAAUACAACGAGUCACAAAGCUAGGCCUUUUGGUUUACUAGAACUACACUCAAAAAGGCUAUAAUGACCAUUGCCCUUUACAUAUAGCACUUCUAAGAAGAAAAAGGAAAAAUAAGCAGUGUUGUAAACUGGUUUGACUUGAUUUUUGCUCUUUCCGAUGUUGAUACUAUGCGAUGAUUGCAUAUUUACCUGCAUUUUUUCAUCAUCAUUAGCAUGAAAUGUAAAUCUGACAUGCUUUUCAAAAUCCCACAACGACCGUUCCAAGAACAUUUUCACAGCAAAACCUUAUGAGAAAAACAUCUCUAUAUAAAAAGAA
Messenger RNA from Carassius carassius (crucian carp), 1565 nucleotides. It is a transcript of the gene nek7, whose product is annotated as NIMA-related kinase 7. Gene Ontology annotation, biological process: protein phosphorylation. The coding region runs from base 238 to 1134 and encodes 298 amino acids. Gene Ontology annotation, molecular function: ATP binding; protein kinase activity. The transcript has 10 exons. Lineage: Eukaryota; Metazoa; Chordata; Actinopteri; Cypriniformes; Cyprinidae. The record is from RefSeq and is a predicted model, not a curated record.